Molecule: messenger RNA, 2396 nt
Organism: Labrus bergylta (ballan wrasse)
Lineage: Eukaryota; Metazoa; Chordata; Actinopteri; Labriformes; Labridae
Product: acyl-coenzyme A thioesterase 3
Biological process (GO): acyl-CoA metabolic process; fatty acid metabolic process
Molecular function (GO): fatty acyl-CoA hydrolase activity
Source: RefSeq, a predicted model, not a curated record
GACUCAGUGGAUCUCGUUUAAGGGUCCCUUCACCUUUCUGUCGAGUUUUUAACGACACAGAUUCAGUGACGGGUUCACGGACUCUGUGACGAUUUGAACACCCCAGAGGUAGAAACGACACACACCUGAAGAACGACAGCUUCAAGGAGUUCACAGCAUCAGGAUGCAGAAGAAUCCGUGUUGUGUGAAGCUGUCCGUCCAGCCCUCCAGAGGACUUGUGGAUGAGAAAUUCAGCAUCUUGGUUCAGAACACGCCGCCUGGAUUCCAGGUGACCGUACACGCCCUCCACCACAGUGAAGAUGGACACGACUGGGAGGCGUUCGCUCACUACACCGCCAAUAACACAGGGACUGUGAACGUUUCAGAGGAUCCCAGUCUUGGAGGGACAUACUCUGGGGUUGAACAGAUGGGUCUCCUUUGGAGCCUCAGACCAGUGCCGGGCAACAAACCUUGGCUCAGGAUGAGGAAGAUGAACGUCCAGACUCCCAUGGAGGUCACCAUCUCUGUGUACCAGGGUCACCAGACAGAGGGCUUUACAGAUCAGGCGCCACUGGCCGGUGUGGUUGUAGAGCGCUGGUACAUGGCACCCGGUGUCCGCAGAGUCCCGAUCACAGAGGAGGGACUCACUGCGACCCUCUUCCUGCCCUCAGGACCGGGACCUUUCCCCGCUCUCAUUGACCUGUGGGGGGGUGGAGGGCAGUUGGUGGAGAGCCGUGCAUCUCUUCUAGCCUCCCAUGGUAUUGCUGCCCUGGCUCUCGACUACCUGACUCCGAAAAUCACCGUGGAAACCGGGAAGAUGGUUGAAAAUGAAUAUUUUGAGAAGGCAUAUAAAGUCCUGGAGCAGCAUCCUCAGGUCCUCGGCAGCAGGAUCGCCAUGUUGGGUAUUUCUUUUGGCGCCGUUAUGACCUUCAAAUUUGCUGUUUACUCUGAAGUUAUAAAGCUCAGUUGUGCCGUGUCUGUCAGUGGGAGUCACGUGCAGCCAAUAGAUGGAUCCGUGAAACAAAUAUUUGAUUACUUAAUCAAAAAUGCUGGAAAUACCCGCAUCAACGAGGAGAACCAGACAAUCUGGCGAGAUCUGCUGCUUCCUAUCCCCACUGACCCCGCUUUCAAAGUUGAUGUGGGCCGACUGAAGUGUCCUUUGAUGCUGGUUGUUGGAGAGGACGAUCAGAACUUUCCCGCCCCUGAGUCUGCAAAGGACAUAAAGGAGAUGAUGGAGCGAGCGGGGAAUAGCCACCUGCUGACUGUCCUGUCGUACCCAAACGCCGGACACCUGAUUGAGCCUCCGUACACGCCACACGUUCGCGCCACCAACUUUGUAACAGUCGGCUCACGUCAGAAGGUGGUGGCUCUGUGGGGCGGGGAGAUGGUGGCACAUUCUCGCGCUCAGGAAGACGCCUGGAGGAAGUUGCUGGUGUUUCUCAGGGAGAAUCUGUACGGCACAAACCUUGGUGCCACUUCACUUUCCCACCUGCAACGAAAGGUGACAACAUUUAAUUAAAGAUUUGUAUGUGUCAUAUGCUCAUACAGAUGGGCAGUGAAAUGUACUGAUUGUUCCACAUGGCCAUGCAAUAAAACAAUCGAGCAUCACUGUAAAAGAAACAAAAGUACAGAAAUAAUGUAGAAAUAUACAGAUACAAAUAUGAAGUGAUUCUGGUUGCAACAUUACAAAUAUAAUAUUGCCUUGAAAGUCAUUGUUUUCUUUGGAAGUCACAUAUCAUCCUCAAACUGACUUAGUCUCAGAGCUCCCCAAAACAUGUGUGUGAAGUUUCUUAUUCUACUUGAUCCUGUAUUUGAUCAUGCCUAUAAACCCCUCUGUUUCUCUCUGAGGAUUGCUCUGCAGUAAGAUAAGAUAAGUCAUCUUUAUUGUACUCUGCCAACAAACGCUAGUUGGUCCGGUUUCUCUGCUUUUAUACCACAAGUGUCUGGUUUCUGCUUGUGAUUGUACAGAAAACCAUGCCAACUGAAACUGGGUGAAUAUUGACUUGUAGCUUUCUUCCUUCUGCAUAACACUCGAGUCUUAGGGCACACUCACACCAGGCAAUCCGCACCGUGCCUAAUGUCUGGCACACACUAAACGAUUUUUAAAAUCUUAAACAAUUUUUUUAAAUGUGAGACCCCACGCAUGACAUCAUGACCGAUUAACUGUUCAGAUCUCAUAGUGUGUGGUGUGCAACGAGACGAUCAACUCAGCACACCACACAGUUAACGAUUAAUUUGCCGACAACCAGAGUGUCGACUACCACAAAGUAUAAUCUCGUGCGAUCAGACGCGAUUUAAGAGUAAACAUACAUGAUAGGCAAGCUAAAUGUGACUAGCUGUUAGCUGGUGUUGAAGAAAUUACUAAGACUUAUUUAAUCGAAUUGGCAUUUAAAGGGUUAAAUUCCAUCAGCUGUUAA